Messenger RNA from Medicago truncatula (barrel medic), 1298 nucleotides. RefSeq names its product probable calcium-binding protein CML21. The record is from RefSeq and is a predicted model, not a curated record. Bases 256 to 939 code for a protein of 227 amino acids. Lineage: Eukaryota; Viridiplantae; Streptophyta; Magnoliopsida; Fabales; Fabaceae. Gene Ontology annotation, molecular function: calcium ion binding. The transcript has 5 exons.
GACAGAGAUCAAGACCCAAACUUAGUUAAACUAAACAAACAAACGUCACUUUUCCUUUCUUUGCAUCUUUCUUCCAAAACUAAAACACCAUCACAUCACCACCUCCUAAUUACUAUGAAAUCUUCAACACUCACAAAUCACUUUUGAGUUCUACUUUCUUUCCACGAUCUCCACUCUUCACUACCAACUUAUACAUACAUAUUUUGUACUACUAGGAUAACAUUUCUGAGACGCACUUUGGUUGAUUGAUUGGCGAUGGGAGGUGCAAUGGGAAAGGGUGACUCACCCAAAAAGUUUUGGGUAGCAGAAACCAAGCUUGAGGCUAAAAUGGUUGAAGCAAUGCAACGGAGGGAAUGUCAAGGAUGUUCCAUGAAAUCAUUCAACACCAUAAUCCUAAAAUUCCCAAAAAUUGAUGAGAGCUUCAGAAAAUGCAGGGCCAUCUUUGAACAGUUUGAUGAAGAUUCUAAUGGGACAAUAGAUCAAGAAGAGUUGAAGAAGUGUUUCAGUAAGCUGGAAAUUUCUUUUUCUGAGGAAGAGACCAAUGAUCUUUUUGAAGCAUGUGAUAUUAAUGAUGAUUUGGGAAUGAAGUUCAGUGAGUUCAUUGUACUUCUUUGUCUUGUCUACCUUCUCAAAGAUGACCCUGCAGCACUUCAUGCAAAAUCACGAAUUGGCAUGCCAAAUCUGGAGGCCACAUUUGAGACAUUGGUUGAUACAUUUGUAUUCUUAGACAAGAAUAAGGACGGGUAUGUCAGCAAAAAUGAAAUGGUCCAAGCUAUAAACGAAACUACAUCGGGGGAACGUUCUUCUGGAAGAAUAGCCAUGAAAAGAUUUGAAGAAAUGGACUGGGAUAAAAACGGAAUGGUGAACUUUAAGGAGUUUCUUUUCGCAUUUACACGGUGGGUUGGAAUUGAUGAAUUUGAGGAUGAGGAAAAUGCAUAGGCCUGAAUGAUGUCUAUCUUAAUGUCUUUGGCUGUAUCUUCUGCUAAUAGAGACCGUAGCAUUGUGCUUCAGCCAAAACAAGAAGGCUAUUCCAGUUUUCACUUGUAAUAAAGGACAAGUUGCUUCACGUUGAAUUUUAUUUAUAUGAAAUAUUAUCAUUCGUGAUGUAAAUAGCAAGUGUUGAAGUGAAGAUACAGUCAAACUCACCUGUUAAAUGCCACCUUAUAUCUGUAUUGGCUUCUUUAUUGUUCUCUCCUCUCUCCCUCUAGUUCCCAUAAGUUUAUCUAUCUAUAUUUCUUAUAUCUAACUAUAAAGCUAUAAGCUUGAUUGGAAUAUAGGCUAUAUAUAUGUUAUUCUUA